This is a messenger RNA of Symbiodinium sp. CCMP2456, 1648 nucleotides long. The record is from the annotation of a GenBank genome assembly. NCBI's taxonomy places the organism in Eukaryota, Dinophyceae, Suessiales, Symbiodiniaceae.
CCUGGCAGCAAUAGUGGUCUGCACAGAGCAACUUCAAGUCCGCUAUGGCAACGUCGAACUUGAUGAUGCGUUGAAGGGGAGCUUUAUGCGGCUCCAAUGCCUCGAGCUGAAUCUCCGCCCGGAGCCGCAGUUGGUGCAGUUGGCAGACGACCUCGAGGAGAGCCUGCCGACCCAACGAGUCACUCUGGCAGUGCCGGAUGAAGCCCGGGUGCUGGGCUUCCGAUAUUGGGAAGCCACGGAUGACACGACCGGUCUGGGAGAUCUUCGGGAUCCCCACGUCUUGCUCGAUAUCCACGGCCAGCUCCACCUCGAGCCACUUUCGCGGCGAUAUCUUCGGUCCGAGUCGACCAAGUUCCCAGGACGACCGCAGUGGAUGCCCCCUGCCUUGAAGAGUUUGGAGGAGGACGGCGAGAGCGUCGAUAUCUCCAUGCUCCCUGAGGUCCAGGGACUACGGAUCGUCCGAGGUACGGUAGACCACAUCAUAGAGUGCGAGUAUGCACAGAGCUGGAACUGCAGCCCCGCCGCCGUGAGAAGCCUCACUGGGCAGUCUGCGAUGUUCUGGUUUGAUCUUUUCCUGCUGACGGCGGCGCUCUACUAUCUGGACAUUGCGCUGGAUUUCAAGCAACUUCGUUUAUUCUGGCAGAAGGGCCUUUUUGGCUACCUCGUGCUCAACGUCGCAGGGAUGGCACUCCCUCCCGUGUUCACAGCACUGGAGGCGAUCCAUUUCCUCGAUCGGCCCUCGCCAGAGCAGGAUCAGCUCAAGAAGAUGCUCGCGCCGAAGAUGCUGGUGCCAGCCAUGCUGCUGGCCAUCCUGUCACAAACGCACGUGCUCCUCCUCGCCGCAGCCUCUGCGUUGUCAAGAAGGCGGCAUCCUCUGCUUGCAGGAGCCAAGCAUGCAGAGGUUGCGGAAGCUGCAGUGUCUGCCCUCGUGCAGACCAACUUCCUGGUUUCUGCCCUGGGCCAAAUUACGCAGAUCGAGGAGCUCGAGCUUUCCGGCGCCCAGCUAGACAGCAUGAAGCUGUCGGUCCUCGUGUCAUGCUUCAGCCUUGGCCUGGGCUUCGCGAGCCGAGACAAGGCCGACUCGGCCGUUCUGCACCUUCCAGGAAAAGUCGGCUGGGGCCCGACCAUGGUUGGACUGGUGCUGGCGAGGUCGCUCGAGGUCUUCAGCCGCAUUCUGGCCUAUAACAUUCUGCAAGCAUCCCUGCGGGGCUAUCCGCUGCUGCAACUCGCUGGCCUUGAAGCAGUUGGACUCGCUUUCCUCGCAGCAUGCUUGGCCUUCCCCGACGCCUCCUGGGCCGACGCGGCGGCCGCCGUGAUCGCCCACCCCGGGCAGAUCCUGGAGCCGACUUCCCUGGUGAAGUUGCGGUCUUCUUUCAUUAUCCACGCCGUGCUGGUGGCUGCUGCCGGAGGAGGGCAGUUGCUGCUGCGGACGAGCACGGCACCGCCAGCAUGCAAGGUCCUGCCGGACAUGCUGCUGAUGGCGUGGCUCGUCGUGAGCCUCGUCAGCUGGGCAGCGCUUGGCCUCCUCAGCUGGCUCGGCCGCCACGUGGAGCAGCCGCGCUUUGUGGCUUUGGCGUCAGGAGGAGGCGACGAGCCCGUCAUCCCGUAUUCAUCUUUGUUGGCCACCUUCCCCAGCCCCGACAGCCAG